AUGCCUGAACCCAAGUUCCUGCCAUUGGCCAAGUUGACAGUGGCCACGUCUGCUCAGGAAUCCAACUGGUGGCUUGCCAUACAAGAAACUUUGAAUGAUGAAACAGAAGAAAUGUGUCUACCUGUUAUUGAUCAUCGACCUUCUGAUCAAUGUGAUAACUACAGCAGUACUCACAAAGGGAUUAAAAAUAUCUCAGAAUGUACUACAAAUAUAUCAUGGGAACAUUGGGAGAAUGGACAGAUGGGUGUGGAUAAAGGAGAAUUUAAUUACAGCGCACAUAACUUUCCAAAUGAAAUUUGGAUAGUACGGGAGAACUGGGAAAUUGCAGUGAAGAUUCUUUUUGUCAUCCCAAUAGUGAUUUUUGGCAUUAUAGGGAAUGUAGCAAUCAUUAACAUUGUUAUGAGAAAUACAUUUCUGCGCUCACCAACUAACAUGUUAUUGGCAAACAUGGCUGCUGCAGAUGCUCUUACACUUCUUAUUUGCCCACCUAUGUUCCUUGUGUCAGAUUUAUUCCAAAACUAUGUUCUUGGUAAAGGUGGCUGUAAAACUGAAGGCUUCUUUUCAUGUGCAUUUCUACUAACAGCUGUUUUGAAUCUUUGUAUUGUGAGUUAUGACCGCCUCACAGCAAUUACAUUGCCACCAGAAGCAAAAUUAACUCACAAUGCAACAAAAGUUAUCAUGGCAGUCACCUGGGCAUCUGGAUUCUUGAUAGCACUACCUCUCAUAAUUUUCAGAAACUAUAAGGAACGCCAAUGGAAGAACUUCCGUGAGCAGUACUGCACUGAAGACACUACAGUGCUUCCUGUAUAUUGGUAUAUCAUACUAAUAUUACUGGUAUGGUUUCCACUGAGUGUAACUACAAUGUCAUACACAACUAUAUUUUUGAAGCUUGAUUACUAUGAGAAAAAACUGCAGAGAACACAUCAAAAAGUAUUUGUCAGCUACAAAACAAAAGUAGCUCGAACUAUGUUCAUUAUUUUAGUAGUCUUUGUGAUAUGCAGAGGUCCUUACACUGCUCUUAUAUUUGAAAGAUAUGUCUGGCAAGCACUAAGUCAAAUGAAUCAAGUGACAGAGAGUUUUCACGAGUUCUGGUUUGCAGCAAAAUAUUUUCUGUAUGUCAAUGCUGCUAUCAAUCCACUGAUAUACGGAUUCACAAAUGAAAGCUUCCGCCGGGCAUUCCGCACGUUACCGGUGUCCAGAUGGGUUUUUGAUAAGCAAUUAUGGAAAAUCCAGAAUAUAAGAUAA
Schistocerca piceifrons (Central American locust) is the source of this 1245-nucleotide messenger RNA. Its product is annotated as G-protein coupled receptor 54. Gene Ontology annotation, biological process: G protein-coupled receptor signaling pathway. Gene Ontology annotation, cellular component: membrane. The transcript has 8 exons. Bases 1 to 1245 code for a protein of 414 amino acids. NCBI's taxonomy places the organism in Eukaryota, Metazoa, Arthropoda, Insecta, Orthoptera, Acrididae. Gene Ontology annotation, molecular function: G protein-coupled receptor activity. The record is from RefSeq and is a predicted model, not a curated record.